GUGGUGGAGUCAGCGUGCGUGGGGGUGAAGCAGCUGCUUCUUUGUCCCUGUGGUUCGCCAGCUCGCUCUCUUUUUCCCUGACUUUUGGGGAAAAUUUAAAAUUCCGCGUUUACCCCUCUUUCUCUCUCUGAAAAUCUCUCUCUCUCUCUCUCUCUCUAAGCGCGGUGACAAUGGCUUCUGCAAAACCCUAGCCGCCAUGCCUAUUGAAGGAACCAGAUACGGCAACCGUACCUGUGUCGGUUGAGUUAUUCAAUUCGUCUGUGCCAAAAUGAUGGUAGUUUCGUAGGGUUUCAGAGUUUUUCUUUUGGAAGGUCCUAUAUCUCUGAAAGCAAAUUCGUAAUCUCUGCAGACAUAACUGAUUUUGAGAGUUUUGGGUUGGCUGUUAGGGGUAAAAUCUGGGGAUAAAGUACUUACCCUUGUAAGAAUGGCUGAAGACAGCCCACUGAUUGGUGGGCUUUCUUCUGGCUUGGCCGUGAUAUUGAAUAAGGAGGAUAGUGGGGAGAGUUCAUCAAAAUCUCGACUCGUUUCAUUUUGCGAUGAUAUUUGCCACCAAUCAGUGGAGCGGACUCUUGAAUAUAUUUUUGGUCUCCCAAACAAGUCGGUUGGUUUGUUAUCUGGUCAACCUGACAGCGACCUAGUCCGUGCUAUCAUACAGAAUGAAUUUUCAGAAUUUCAUGCAAACUUAGGGACAUCCGACACAAAUAUAGAUGGAGUUUGUAUUGUUGAUAAUGGUAGUGGACCCCAUGUCGUUGGCCUUAAAGACGAAAGUAUCUGUGGAGAUAUUAGAAUCAUUAAAUCACCUUUACUUGUAGAGAGCUUAGCAAUGUUCAGCAGUGUCAGGGCUAAUGCUUGCGUGUGGAAAGGAAAAUGGAUGUAUGAAGUGAUAUUAGAAACUUCGGGCAUUCAGCAGCUAGGAUGGGCGACUGUUUCUUGCCCUUUCACUGAUCAUAAGGGUGUUGGUGAUGCUGAUGAUUCUUAUGCAUUUGACGGGAUGAGGGUUAGGAAAUGGAAUAAAGAAGAUGAACCCUAUGGUCAGCCAUGGGUUGUUGGUGAUGUUAUUGGAUGCUGUAUUGAUUUGGAUUGCAAUGAAAUAUCUUUCUGUAGGAAUGGUGUCUCCCUUGGGGUGGCAUUUCAUGGGAUUCGUAAAAUGGGCCCAGGAGAUGGAUAUUAUCCUGCAAUUUCUCUUUCUCCAGGUGAACGAUGUGAAUUGAAUUUUGGGGCCCGUCCAUUUAAAUAUCCAAUUGAGGGGUACCGCCCACUUCAGGCACCACCACCUGUAAAUUCUUUUGCUUCUCAAAUGCUGCGGUGCCUUUCAAGGCUGUUGGAUUUGCGCUCUUUGGAGCGAGCUGAGAAUUCUUCUGUUGAGAAACUGACGAGAUUGAAGAGGUUUGUUUCACUUGAAGAACUUUUUAAUCCCAUUUCUCAUGGAAUAUGUGAGGAAUUUUUCUCUGUACUUGAAGCAGAUGUCAAAAGCAUAGAAUACAUUGCAUGGGGUCCAUUUCUGUUGUUCAUGAUGGAAGUAUUUGGAGUGCAAGCACCACAUGAUUAUUCAAGCUUGGAUAGAAUUCUUGAUAUCCUUCUAGAGUUUGAAGGAUCGUAUUUGUUGUUUGAGCACAUUAUAAAUGCUCUGUCAUCUAGUUGCAAAACAGCUAAGUUGGUCCUGACCGAGUGUCCAUGUUCAGGGUCAUAUCCCUAUCUUGCAUUGGCAUGCCAUAUUUUGAGACGAGAAGCACUGAUGGUGCUCUGGUGGAAGUCAACAGAUUUUGAGUUACUGUUUGAAGGUUUCCUUUCUCGAAAGAGUCCAAACAAGCAGGAUCUUGAGUCCUUGAUGCCUUCUGUUUGGUGGCCUGGUUCAUCUGAAGAUGCUUCAUAUGAAAGCAGCAUGAUGUUAACAACUACAGCUUUGUCUGAUAUAGUGAGUAAGAUUGAGGAGAAGCAUAGGGAUCUCUGUCUCUUGGUCAUACAGUUCAUACCACCAGUAACACCUCCUCAGUUGCCUGGUUCAGUGUUUAGGACAUUUUUACACAAUCUCUUAUUGAAGAACAGAGGAGCAGAUCGCAAUGUGCCACCUCCUGGAGUUUCCAGCAAUUCUGUUCUUGUUUCUCUUUACACAGUCUUACUCCAUUUUUUAUCUGAAGGAUUUGGCGUGGGGGACAUAUGUGGCUGGUUGAAGAGAUGUGAAAAUAGCCCUGAUGUUGGAUUUCUUCAUAGGGGUGGUGAGCGAAGUUUUCCCAUAGGCUUGUUUCUUAAAAAUGAUCCUCAUCAAAGAGACAUUUCUAGGCUUGGAGGAUCAUUUAGUCAUUUAUCAAAAGCACAUCCUGUGAAGGAUCAGGAAGCAGAAGUAAUUCGGUGGGAAGAAGGUUGUAUGGAUGAUGAAGAAACCAGAGUAACUCAUUUAAGCACACAAAAACCAUGUUGUUGUUCAAGUUAUGAUGCUGAUUUCACAAGAAGCUUGAAGGACCCAAUAAGAUACUCAGGCAAAGGUUCUCGUUCCCAUUGCAAUCCUAUUCCAGAGAGAUCUGCUCAUGUUGGUUCAGAAUGCAGUGCUGGAAGUUUAAAUGAUGAGAUAGAAGAUAAACCGAGCUCCAGUGAUCAGUCUGAAUCAGAGUUUGGUUACUGUCCUGUGCAGCAUAUUAGAUUUGUUCCAAGGGAAGGUAAUUUGUCUUCAGCUACCCUGCGAGAAGAAGAACUUCUAGAUGUUCUGCUGUUGUUGUAUCACAUAGGUCUUGCUCCAAACUUUAAGCAGGCAUCAUAUUAUAUGUCUCAUCAAUCGCAAUCAAUAUCCCUCCUGGAAGAAGCUGAUAAACAAAUAAGAGAACGAGCCUGUAGUGAGCAAUUAAAGCGCUUGAAAGAAGCUCGUAAUGGUUAUCGAGAAGAAGUUAUCGAGUAUGUCAGACAUUGUGCAUGGUAUCGCAUCUCGUUAUCUUCUCGAUGGAAGCAAAGAGGGAUGUAUGCAACAUGCAUGUGGACUGUACAGCUGCUGCUGGUUCUUAGCAAAUUGGAGUCAGUGUUCGUUUAUGUCCCUGAAUUUUAUCUGGAAGCUCUGGUUGACUCCUUUCAUGUGUUGCGAAAGAGUGAUCCUCCAUUUGUUCCUUCAUCUAUAUUUAUCAAGCAAGGGCUUACUUCGUUUGUCACUUUUGUAGUCACACACUUCAAUGAUCCUAGAAUAUCAAGUGCAGAACUUAGAGAUCUUCUUCUUCAGUCUAUCUCAGUCCUGGUGCAGUACAAGGAAUAUUUAGCUGCUUUCGAGAGGAAUGAAGCAGCCAUUCAAAGGAUGCCAAAGGCACUGCUGUCGGCAUUUGAUAACAGAUCCUGGAUUCCAGUCACUAACAUUCUACUGCGGUUGAGUAAGGGAUCUGGAUUUGGUUCAUCAAAGCGUGGAGAAUCAUCGUCUUCAUCAGUAGUUUUUCAGAGAUUGUUAAGGGAGGCUUGCACCAAUGAUGAAGGGUUGUUUUCAGCUUUUCUCAAUCGCCUAUUUAACACGCUCAGCUGGGCAAUGACUGAAUUUUCAGUUUCUGUUCGAGAAAUGCAAGAAAAAUACCAGGUACUAGAGUUUCAGCAAAAGAAAUGCAAUGUUAUAUUUGAUCUCUCAUGCAAUCUUGCAAGGGUUUUGGAGUUCUGUACGCGUGAGAUUCCUCAAGCAUUCCUGAUAGGAAGUGAUACCAACCUUAGACGGCUAACUGAAUUGAUUAUCUUUAUUCUGAACCAUAUCACAUCGGCAGCAGAUGCUGAGUUUUUUGACUUGUCACUUAGACGACAUGGUCAAUCAUUAGAGAAAGUAAAUCGAGGAAUGAUAUUGGCACCUAUUAUAGGGAUCAUACUGAAUCUAGUGGAUGCUAGUGAAGUCUUAGAAUAUAAGGAGUACAAUGAUGUUGCAGGUGUCUUUGCAAGUAUGGAUUGUCCUGACAGGGUACAUUGUGGAUUCCAAUACUUGUUGGAUUACAACUGGGCUGGAUCUUUCAGAGGGGAUGCUUAUCUUACUAAACUUACGCAGCUAGAGAGUUUUAUGAGCCAUCUUGUAAGCCGGAGCCAGUCACAAGAAGUUAGUAGUAUUGAAUGUGGAGGACAAGCAGAUUCAGAAGAUAGGGUCUGCUGUAUCUGUUAUGCAUGCGAAGCCGAUGCAGGAUUUGUGCCUUGUGCUCACAGGUCCUGUUAUGGCUGUAUAACAAGGCAUCUUUUGAAUUGCCAUAGAUGUUUCUUCUGCAACGCGACAGUCCAGGAAGUUGUCAAGAUUGGUGUAAAUACAGGUUAAAAUAUUGCUUUGUUAUUGUGGUUGCUUUUACAUCUUCUUCAUAAUAUGCAAUCUGAGCUGGCUGGUGACAGAUCCAUAGUUGUCGAUCUGAGCUGGUCAAGCAACUGGUCUGCGGUGCUGCUUUGACCUUAGAUUUGCAAAAAUGACAGGUUACAAAUGAAAGAGAAAAAUGAGGAAAGAAAAAGUAAGAAAGAAAGAGGAAUAAAAUAAUUUUGAGGUAGUGAAAAUUAGGAUCAUAUUUAUAUACUGUGUAAAAUGGGGUUGUUUGUAAGUUGGUGUGGAAGAAAGGGUUGGGGACAAGGUUAAGAAUUUUGUAGAGGAAGUAAGAGGGCAAUUAUUCUGUAAAUAUGAGAUGUAAAUGGAAAAGGAAAAAUCUUUUAGUUCUCUUUCUCUUUCA
Molecule: messenger RNA, 4649 nt
Organism: Ziziphus jujuba (common jujube)
Lineage: Eukaryota; Viridiplantae; Streptophyta; Magnoliopsida; Rosales; Rhamnaceae
Product: E3 ubiquitin-protein ligase RKP
Exons: 11
Coding region: 425-4252 (1275 amino acids)
Biological process (GO): ubiquitin-dependent protein catabolic process; protein ubiquitination
Cellular component (GO): ubiquitin ligase complex; cytoplasm
Molecular function (GO): protein binding; ubiquitin-ubiquitin ligase activity
Source: RefSeq, a predicted model, not a curated record